Molecule: messenger RNA, 878 nt
Organism: Chinchilla lanigera (long-tailed chinchilla)
Lineage: Eukaryota; Metazoa; Chordata; Mammalia; Rodentia; Chinchillidae
Product: formin-like protein 1
Exons: 4
Coding region: 276-689 (137 amino acids)
Source: RefSeq, a predicted model, not a curated record
CGGAGGGAGGGCCAGAUGCUGUGGCUGAAGCCUUCUGCGGGGCGGGGCGCGGAGGGAACUUGCUGGGGCGCGCUGAACCUCCUCACUGAGCUGGGGCCCCCAGCUGCUCAGGACCCCAGGAGCCACAGGCAGCCCCACCCAGUCAGCCAAGGGCCGGGCGCUGCAGCUGGGGAUGCAUUGUGAAGUGGCCCUGCUUACUGCAGGGGGGCCGGAGGGCAGAGGUGGGGCGGGCGGGGUCCGGGGCUGCUCCGCUCCCCCCUGGGCCUCCCCCCACCAUGGGCAGCGCCUACCACUGGGAGGCCCGGCGCCGGCAGAUGGCUCUGGACCGCAGGCAGAGGCUGCUGGUCCAGCAAGAGCAGCAGCAGCAGCAGGAACUGCAGAAAGACCGAAAGGAGGACCGUCACCCCGAGCAGAGACCCCCGCCACCACCAGAGCCCAAGGAGCAGCCACCGCCGCCACCAGCCCAGCCGCCCCCGCCCCCGCCAGGGGGCCAGGGCACCCUGCCGCAGUGCUCCCUGAGGCCCAGCCCUGGGCCGGGGCAGCCCCCGGGCGUGGACUGCAGACUCCAAGCCUGGCCGCCCAUCCUUCCUGGACCCGGACCCGGCUCCACAAACCCGUGCCAGCCUGGCCCUGCCAAAGGGACCAAGUAUACACGCCUCACGUCAAUUGAUUACCUCCAGCAGUGGUGACCCAGACCUGGACGGCGGGACCCCUGGGACUGCGCCGAGAACAGACCAGCAGCCUCGCCUCUGACCACCGCCAGGGGGCGCAAGGGAGCCCUCGUGCUAGGAAGCGCGGGCUGCAGUAAAGCACAGCUCCUGGAGUCCUGCCUCGCCAGCUUUGUGGGGCGAGGGAGCCGAGCCGAGGAGGCCAUUCCA